UUGAUCGCUCCGGGGACAGCGGUAGCUACAGACCUUGUUGACAAUGAAACCAGUCUUUGCUUUAUAGGGGGGUAUAUGAGCCGAUGAGCGCAUUCUGCGUGCGAGAGAGCAGCGGAGAAGUUUGAUCCUCUGCCUUGGCGAGGAAUGGGCGAUGGGAUGUGCUACAGCUUUGCAAUGAGACGUCUGUGCUUCUGUGUCUUGCUUGUGAGCAUCACCUGCCAACUGAGUCUCUCUCAGGAUGUAGCCGGAACUCCCAAACAGACCGAAUUAAAUGACAACAUCACCAUCUUCACCCGCAUCCUUGAUGGACUGCUGGAUGGUUAUGACAACAGACUCCGGCCCGGUCUGGGAGAGAAGGUGACGGAGAUCAAAACCAACAUCUUUGUCACAAGCUUUGGUCCAGUUUCUGACACUGAAAUGGAAUACACGAUUGACGUAUUCUUCCGCCAAAGCUGGAAGGAUGAGAGACUUUGCUUCAAAGGCCCGAUGGAGAUGCUGGCCCUGAACAACCUGCUGGCCAGCAACAUCUGGACCCCCGACACCUUCUUCCUCAACGGGAAAAAGUCCAUCGCGCACAACAUGACCACGCCCAACAAGCUGCUGCGGCUGAAAGACGACGGCACGCUCCUUUACACCAUGAGGCUCACCAUCUCAGCAGAAUGUCCCAUGCAGCUGGAAGAUUUCCCCAUGGAUGCCCACGCCUGUCCCCUUAAGUUUGGAAGCUAUGCCUAUCCUGUCUCAGAGGUGGUCUACACGUGGACUCAGGGAGCAGCCAAGUCUGUGGUGGUGGCAGAGGAAGGCUCCAGGCUCAACCAGUAUCAUCUCAUUGGCCAGACAGCAGGGACGGAGGACAUCUACACCAGUCGGGGUCAGUACACGGUGAUGAUGGCUCACUUUUACCUGAAGAGGAAGAUAGGCUAUUUCGUCAUCCAGACCUACAUGCCAUGCUUCAUGACUGUGAUCCUGUCCCAGGUUUCCUUUUGGCUCAACCGAGAGUCCGUGCCGGCAAGAACCGUCUUUGGUGUGACCACUCUCAGCAUCAGUGCCCGAAACUCCCUGCCUAAAGUGGCUUAUGCCACUGCCAUGGACUGGUUCAUUGCAGUGUGCUAUGCCUUUGUCUUCUCAGCCCUCAUCGAAUUUGCCACAGUGAACUAUUUCACCAAAAGGAGCUGGGCCUGGGAUGGGAAAAAAGCAAUGGAGGCCCAACAGCCCAAGAAAAAAGACCCUUUAGCUCUCUCAAAGAAGCCCAACAACACUUGCUCCGCUGGUGUGAAUUACACAGCCAACCUCACAAAAGAUGCAUCUAUCUCCACCAUUUCCAACAGCACAACUAUUCAGCUCAAACCAUCUGAAAGCAAGGCCCCAGACCCCAAAAAGACUUACAACAGUGUGAGCAAGAUCGACAAGAUGUCCAGGAUUGUGUUCCCUGUGCUUUUUGGGACCUUCAACUUGGUGUACUGGGCUACGUACCUCAACAGGGAACCCGUGAUUAAAGGAGCUGAGUGAGUUCUUCACCUAGGGCCAGUGAUGACGAGAACUUAAUCAAAAAUGAUAAUGCCAAGCACUUUGUCCUUGUAUUAUAGUUGUGUUCUUUUAAGAUAUUUACAAAUUCUUGCAUGUGUGUUGCUUCGGGUAAGUGCUGCCAUGUUUGCCUUGAGUCAGCACAUCUAUGGUUACCAACCUAAAAGAUUAACUUAUUGUUACUCACUCAGAAUUAUUACAGAUUUCUUAACCAUAAUCUUUUUUUUAGCAUUUGGCAUUUCUAUUCUCUCAUUUAGUUUUUCCAUUGGAAAUAGAUAAGCAAGGCCAAAUGCUAUGCAAAGCAAAAUUUGUACUGUAUCAUUCAAAACCGCCUUUUAUCUUUGUAAAUCUUUGCACAGUAAAUAUUAACCUUGAGGUCCAUGAAUGUGAAGUUGGACCAAAUGUAACUUUGCUUUCUUGAUGAACAGCCAUGCUAAUUGUGUUGCCUUCAGAGUGUGAUAACUCUUCAUGAAUGCACUGAAUUCUGCACUCCUGCAACAACUUCUUUCUGAAGCCCAGUUUAGAAAGUUAAUUUAGUGGACUUGGGUCAAUUUUUCUUACUUUUCAAUUUCUGGUGGCUUGUUUUCAAUUGAGUUUAGUUAAGGUGAGCAGGAGAGUGAAACAUACAAAAGCUAAAGUUAUGUGUUUUUAAAUUAUGAGAGUAAAAACUGUGUAUAUAAUUAAGUAUGGAAGUAGUUUAAGAAAGCUGUAUAUUUGCCCUGCUUAUAGAAUAGCACCACUAGGCCAGUAAAGUUAGCACUUAUAUCUAUGUAAUGCUUAUGCAACAGCCUUGCUAGUUGCUAGUUUAGUGCUUAAAAGAAAAUGAGCUAAGUAGUUUGAGCCUUAGCAAGUUUAAAAGAUUAUAUGAUUAUAAAAACAUUAAGUUUGUUUCAUGGAUAUAAGUUUGUUUCUUUGAGCUUCUAAAAAAGUUAGCAUUCUUGAUGAUUAGCCUUGAGCAAAAUCUCUGUUUUAGGAUGAAAAUAAGAGUAAUAUUGGCUGUUAACUGGGAUGUUUAAAACUUCUGAAAUCACUUAUUCAAAUGGCCAUUUUCCAAAGAGAAAUGUUAAACAAUAACAAUAAAGAAGCUAAAAUGUAAUGACUUCAGUUUUGUUUAGCUUAGCUUAGCCUCAUUUAGCAUAAAGACUAAAGACUGGGAAAAACAACUGGCCUGCUGUUACUUAAUUUUAUUCCAUUCAUUUCACUUUAUCAUGUUUUAUUUAAGUUGCUUGGUUCAUUAUAGCCGAUUGUGUAGAAUUACAAUUUCAGGUCAAUAUGUGUUAUAGUUGAAGCCCUCCAUCCUGGCUCACACCUUAUUUAUUCUCAACAAUUAAACUAUAUUGCCCCAGUACUGAGACAUGCUCCUUUAAACACACACUUUAAUGACCUCCUGUUCUGCAUUGAUAGGCUUUAAUAAGGAGUUGUCCCACCCUUUGCAUCUACAGCUGUUUCAAAUCGUAGGGGAAGGCUGUUCACAAAGCUAAAUAUAUGGUGUCCCCAUUUGGACGAUUAUUCUUAACUUCAGAGAACAUACCUCCACUGUUCUCUGGUCCAUUGUCUGCAAGCUUUAUGCUACCACUACUAGCCUUUUCUUUGCUCUUGGUUGAUGUAGGAUUUGGAUGCAGCUGCUUAUUCACAGAAACCCAUUCCAUGAAGAUGUUUACUCACUGUAUUGUUUCUAAAAAGGGCAAUCACCAUAACAGAAUAAUUGAAUGUAAUGGUCUUUUUCUCUAAUGAUCACAAGGUACAAACAUUAUUUUCAACAAUAUUUAUUUUAACGUCUGAACUUUAUCAUGUUACCUAAUGGAGAUGAUUGCGUUAUUACAUUUAAGUAAAACAUAAAUUCUGGCUGUGCUUUAAAAGCAAAUACCUGAAGCAAUAAAUAAUACUCUUGUGAAUGGCAAUUAUUGUUCAUGCUAAAAAUGUCAACAUUUCAACUGUAUUUAAUUAACUUUUCAUACAUUUGGCAGUCAGCUUAUUUUAUUAAAUGCAUUGCUUUAAUUUAUUUUAUCCUAUCUUUUCAACUGUUGGAAAAACAUCACAAAUGUCAAGGCCUGUGCUAAUGUAAAAAAAAAACAACAACAACGCACACUUUGUUCUGUACCUGAUCCCAAUAAAGCUUCACUCGCACCAUC
Fundulus heteroclitus (mummichog) is the source of this 3653-nucleotide messenger RNA. It is a transcript of the gene gabra5, whose product is annotated as gamma-aminobutyric acid type A receptor subunit alpha5. Gene Ontology annotation, biological process: signal transduction; nervous system process; synaptic transmission, GABAergic. Bases 145 to 1506 code for a protein of 453 amino acids. Lineage: Eukaryota; Metazoa; Chordata; Actinopteri; Cyprinodontiformes; Fundulidae. The record is from RefSeq and is a predicted model, not a curated record. The transcript has 10 exons. Gene Ontology annotation, cellular component: neuron projection; dendrite membrane; postsynapse. Gene Ontology annotation, molecular function: GABA-gated chloride ion channel activity; benzodiazepine receptor activity; transmitter-gated monoatomic ion channel activity involved in regulation of postsynaptic membrane potential.